Heterobasidion irregulare TC 32-1 is the source of this 5603-nucleotide messenger RNA. Its product is annotated as glycosyltransferase family 48 protein. The record is from RefSeq and is a predicted model, not a curated record. Bases 1 to 5340 code for a protein of 1779 amino acids. Gene Ontology annotation, biological process: (1->3)-beta-D-glucan biosynthetic process; fungal-type cell wall polysaccharide biosynthetic process. Gene Ontology annotation, cellular component: 1,3-beta-D-glucan synthase complex; plasma membrane. Lineage: Eukaryota; Fungi; Basidiomycota; Agaricomycetes; Russulales; Bondarzewiaceae. The transcript has 13 exons. Gene Ontology annotation, molecular function: 1,3-beta-D-glucan synthase activity.
AUGGCUGCCCGCCCGCCGCCGAGGAGCCGCGAGGGCGUCUAUGUGUCUCCCUCGCCUCCCAGCAAUGUUCACGACCCAUUUAAUCAUAGAUACGAUGAUAAUGACCCCGAGCAUGCAUAUGGUCGAAGAGACACUUACGGAUCAGACAGCAGCGCUGCAUAUAAUGAGGGAGAAAGAGGGUAUUAUGACCACGGCGACGUCUAUGCUACCUAUCCUUUCUCCCUUACAGGCCAUCCAGACACAGACUCGGAGCAUGAUGUGUAUGCACGAGCACCAUCAGCAGAGUCCCUUGGAGGCCGUAUGGGCAUGUCGGACACCUCUGCUCCUGUCUGGGGCGACCACGGCGCUUCUCAGUAUGGCGGCGGACGAGAGCCAUACCCCGCUUGGGACGCAGGUCGCCAAAUCCCCCUGUCGAAGGAGGAGAUCGAGGAUAUCUUUCUAGACUUGCAACAAAAGUUUGGCUUUCAGCGGGAUUCCAUGCGAAAUAUGUUUGACUUCACCAUGCAACUACUGGACAGUCGCGCCUCACGGAUGUCUCCCCAUCAAGCUCUUCUCACGCUACAUGCGGAUUAUAUCGGUGGUCAGCAUGCCAACUACCGCAAAUGGUACUUCGCCGCGCAGCUCGACCUAGACGAUGCCGUCGGCCAGACACAAAAUCCUGGCUUGCAGCGCCUAAAGUCGACAAAGAAGCGCGGGCGGAAUACUUCGGCGAAGUCGCUGGCGAGCGCCAUGGACCGCUGGCGGCAGGCGAUGAACAACAUGAGCCAGUACGACCGCAUGCGACAGCUCGCGCUCUUUUUGAUGUGUUGGGGUGAAGCGGCGCAAGUGCGCUUCACGCCCGAGUGCCUGUGCUUCAUCUUCAAGUGCGCGGACGACUACUACCGCUCUCCCGACUGCCAGAACCGCGUCGACCCAGUGCCUGAAGGACUCUAUUUGCGCGCUGUGAUCAAGCCACUGUACCGAUUUAUUCGGGACCAGGGGUACGAGGUUUCGGAUGGGAAGUUUGUGCGGCGGGAGCGUGACCAUGACAGGAUUAUUGGAUAUGACGACAUCAAUCAAUUGUUCUGGUAUCCUGAGGGCAUCGCCCGGAUCACCCUCACUGACAAGACACGUCUUGUAGAUAUUCCACCAGCGGGUCGGUUCAUGAGGUUUGAUCGAAUUGACUGGAAUCGCGCCUUUUUCAAGACGUACUACGAGAAGCGCUCGUUUGGUCAUGUCCUUGUCAACUUCAAUCGCAUCUGGGUCAUUCACAUCGCGCUCUACUGGUUCUAUACGGCAUACAACUCGCCGACGGUGUACCAACCUAAGAUUCGGAACUCUCCCGCGUUGACAUGGUCAGCGACCGCUCUCGGGGGUGCUGUGGCCACUGUGAUCAUGAUAGCUGCUACCCUCGCCGAAUUCUCGUACAUCCCCACGACUUGGAACAACACCUCUCAUCUCACACGGCGGUUGCUCUUCCUGUUUGUCACGCUCGCUCUCACCGCCGGCCCGACCUUCUACAUCGCGAUCGCAGAAAACUCGGAAGCCGGCGGAGGUCAACUCGCGCUCAUCCUCGGCAUCGUGCAAUUCUUCAUCUCGGUCGUCGCGACGCUCCUGUUCUCGAUCAUGCCCUCCGGGCGCAUGUUCGGCGACCGUGUCGCUGGCAAGUCGCGCAAGUACCUCGCCUCGCAGACGUUCACUGCGAGCUACUCCGAGCUCGCGCCGCAGGCACGCCUCGCCUCGCUCUUGCUCUGGUUCCUUGUCUUCGGAUGUAAAUUCACCGAGUCGUACUUCUUCCUCACCCGCCUCUCCUUCCGUGACCCGAUCCGCGCCAUGGUCGGCAUGCGCAUCCAGAAUUGCGAGGAGAAGCUGUUUGGGAACGCGCUGUGCAGAAAUCACGCGGCGUUCACCCUCACGCUGAUGUACAUCAUGGACCUCGUGCUGUUCUUCUUGGACACGUUCUUGUGGUACAUCAUCUGGAACACGGUGUUCAGUAUCGCGCGCUCGUUUGCGCUGGGUUUGUCAAUCUGGACGCCGUGGAGGGAGAUCUAUGCGAGGUUGCCGAAGCGAAUUUAUUCGAAGAUCUUGGCAACUUCGGAUAUGGAGGUCAAGUACAAGCCCAAGGUAUUGGUGUCGCAGAUAUGGAACGCCAUCAUCAUUUCCAUGUAUCGCGAGCACUUGUUGUCCAUCGAACACGUUCAGAAGCUCCUGUAUCAUCAAGUCGAUACUCCUGAUGGUCGUCGAAGCUUGCGGGCCCCUCCGUUCUUCAUCUCGCAGAGUGACAAGAGCUACAAGGGCGACUUCUUUCCACCUGGGAGUGAAGCGGAACGCCGUAUCUCGUUCUUUGCGCAAUCGCUUACGACGGCCAUUCCCGAAGCCCUUCCGGUCGACGCUAUGCCAACCUUCACGGUCUUGACCCCACACUACAGUGAAAAGAUUCUUCUGUCGCUGCGAGAAAUCAUCAAAGAGCCCGACAUGAACAGUCGUGUCACCUUGCUGGAGUACCUGAAGCAGCUGCACAGUCUUGAAUGGGAAAACUUUGUCAAAGAUACCAAAAUUCUCGCUGAGGAGUCCGAAAUGUACAAUGGCAACAAUCCUUUCUCGGAAGAAAAGGCACAGUCGAAGACGGACGAUCUGCCCUUCUACAUGAUUGGGUUCAAGAGCGCGGCGCCGGAGUUUACGCUUCGGACCCGUAUCUGGGCUUCGCUUCGUGCGCAGACGCUGUACCGGACGGUCUCUGGGAUGAUGAACUAUGCCAAGGCGAUCAAGCUACUCUACCGCGUGGAGAACCCGGAGGUCGUGCAGAUGUUUGGCGGGAACACGGACAAGCUUGAGCGCGAGCUCGAGCGGAUGGCGCGCAGGAAGUUUAAGUUCGUCGUCUCGAUGCAGCGGUACUCCAAGUUCAACAAGGAGGAGCAUGAGAAUGCCGAGUUCUUGCUUCGCGCGUACCCCGAAUUGCAGAUCGCAUACCUGGAAGAGGAGCCGCGGAAGGAGGGCGGAGAUCCGCGCUUGUUCUCUGCGCUCAUCGACGGACACUCGGAGUUCAAUUCCGAGACGGGCCAACGCAAGCCGAAGUUCCGCAUUGAGCUGCCUGGAAACCCCAUCUUGGGAGAUGGCAAGUCGGACAACCAGAACCACGCGAUCAUCUUCUAUCGCGGUGAAUACCUGCAGCUCAUCGACGCCAACCAGGACAACUACCUCGAGGAAUGUCUCAAGAUCCGCAACGUCCUUGGCGAGUUCGAGGAGUACUCCGUGUCCAGUCAGAGCCCGUACGCGCAGUGGGGCCACAAGGAAUUUAAGAACUCUCCUGUCGCCAUUGUCGGUGCGCGCGAGUACAUCUUCUCGGAGAACAUUGGUAUUCUGGGUGACAUCGCGGCGGGCAAGGAGCAAACGUUCGGCACGCUCGCCGCACGGUCUUUGGCAUGGAUUGGCGGCAAACUGCACUACGGACACCCGGAUUUCUUGAAUGCGACAUUCAUGAACACGCGCGGAGGUAUCUCCAAAGCGCAGAAGGGUUUGCACUUGAACGAGGAUAUCUAUGCGGGUAUGACGGCUUUUGGGCGUGGGGGACGCAUCAAGCACACCGAGUACUAUCAGUGCGGCAAAGGGCGUGAUCUUGGGUUCGGCACGAUCUUGAACUUCCAGACGAAGAUCGGGACAGGUAUGGGCGAGCAGAUGCUCAGUCGGGAGUACUAUUAUCUCGGCACGCAGUUGCCUGUCGACCGGUUCUUGACGUUCUACUACGGCCAUCCUGGAUUCCACAUCAACAACAUGCUCAUCAUCCUGUCGGUGCAGUUCUUCGUAGUCACGAUGGUCUUUUUGGGAACACUCCACUCGCAGUUGACGACGUGUCGAUACACGAGCACUGGACAGCCCGUAGGGAAUCAGGGCGGAUGUUACAACUUGCAACCCGUUUUCUCUUGGAUUGAGCGUUGCAUCAUCAGUAUCUUCCUCGUCUUCAUGAUCGCUUUCUUGCCUCUGUUCUUGCAAGAGUUGAUUGAGCGCGGGACUGGGCGAGCGAUCGUGCGCCUGAGCAAACAGUUCAUGUCGCUCUCUCCCGUGUUCGAGGUGUUCUCGACGCAGAUAUACACGCACUCCAUCUUGAACAAUUUGACGUUUGGAGGCGCCCGAUACAUCGCCACUGGCCGUGGAUUCGCGACGUCCAGAAUAUCGUUCAGCAUCCUAUUUUCCCGCUUCGCCGGUCCAAGCAUAUACCUCGGGAUGAGGACGUUGUUGAUGUUGCUCUACGUGACGCUGUCGUUCUGGACGCCGUAUCUGAUCUACUUCUGGAUAUCAAUUCUCGCGCUCUGUGUUGCUCCGUUCUUGUACAACCCUCACCAGUUUUCGUUCGCGGAUUUCAUCGUGGAUUACAGAGAAUUUUUGCGUUGGAUGUCUCGUGGUAAUUCUCGAUCCCACAACAACUCGUGGAUCGGAUACUGUCGUCUGUCGCGAACAAUGAUCACUGGAUACAAAAAGAAGAAACUGGGCAGGCCUUCCGAGAAGCUGUCAGGCGAUGUUCCUCGGGCGGGCUGGCGCGCAGUCAUAGUAUCGGAAGUCAUAUUCCCCAUCGUUAUGGCCGUCCUCUUCGUUAUUGCCUACAUGUUCGUCAAGUCGUUCCCCGUGAACGGCAAGACACCGCCUAGCCCGCUGAUUCGCAUCGCUGUCGUCUCGAUCGGACCAAUCGUCUGGAACGCCGGCGUGCUCCUUGUGCUCUUCUUUGUGUCGUUGAUGCUCGGACCUAUGCUUGAUUCAUGCUGCACCAGGUUCGGUUCGAUCAUGGCAGCCCUUGCGCAUACACUUGGAACGAUUGGGAUGAUUGGGUUUUUCGAGUUCCUCUGGUUCCUCGAGCUCUGGAACACAUCGCACGCCGUACUUGGUUUGAUCACAGUCGUCGCCAUUCAGCGUGCUGUGCACAAGGUCCUCAUCUCCGUCUUCCUCUCGCGUGAGUUCAAGCACGACGAGACCAACCGCGCAUGGUGGACGGGCAAGUGGUACGGUCGUGGACUCGGUUCGCAUGCGCUGUCGCAGCCCGCGCGCGAGUUCAUCGUGAAGAUCAUUGAGCUGUCACUCUGGAGCUCCGACAUUCUCAUCGGCCACUUCCUCCUGUUUAUGCUCACGCCGCCGCUGUUGAUCCCAUACAUCGACCGUCUCCAUUCUGUACUUCUUUUCUGGCUUCGGCCGUCGAAACAAAUCCGUGCACCGAUCUACAAUAUCAAGGUCCGGAAACAGCGACGUGCGAUUAUUAUCAAGUACGUUCCUAUCUAUAUUUCGGUCAUUGCUCUUUUUGUGGCUUUGAUCGCCGUUCCCGCCAUCCUCAGUAAUACGAUACGCAUGAACUGCUCGUUGUGCAAUAGUCUGUAACUUGAACACUUGUUUUCGAUUUCGUCUUGUUUCGCAUACGUCUCGUCGCUCUCUUCUCUCCUCUCCUCACGCUCAUAGAUCGAGGACUGUCCACUCUCCCGUUGUAUGUGCUCCUAGCUCUGCGCGCCUCGCUCGAACGCACCCACAUCGAGCGAGCAAGCGGGCAGUGUCUUUUCGCUACGGACUUACUCUCCCUGACGAUACGCAGUCGAUGGAUGUUGUCCAUAUCCGUGCCGAAUCCGUACUCUCUUCCUCUCACGCGC